GUAGCUGUGAAGGCCAUUGACUGGGUGGCAUUUGCUGACUAUGUUCCACCCAACCAGAGGAGCUUGUACAAUGCGCUGAAGAGUCGCAGUGAUGCCAUCUCUGCCAAACUAGCCUCCCUGCCCGAGACUCCUGCAGCCAUUGACUGGAGUUACUACAGGAGCGUAGUGGCCAAAGCAGGGAUGGUUGAUGAGUUUGAGAAGAAGUUUAAUGCCCUGAAGGUCCCUGAGCCAGUUGACACUCAGACGAGCGUCAUCAAUGCUAAGGAAGCUGAGGCUAACAAAAGUGCAUUAGCCUACAUUGAAGCAUCAAAGGCCCGUGUUGCUCAGUAUGAACACAAGUUGGAGAAAUUUAAGAAUAUGAUCCCCUUUGAUCAGAUGACAAUUCAGGACCUUAAUGAAGCCUUCCCCGAGACCACGCUGGACAAGGUCAAACACCCCUACUGGCCCCACAAGCCCAUUGCUGACCUGUAAUCCUGUCACUCACAUCACAAUAAAAAUUAUGUAUUUCAAAGAUAA
This is a messenger RNA of Monopterus albus (swamp eel), 516 nucleotides long. RefSeq names its product ATP synthase peripheral stalk subunit d (gene atp5pd). The record is from RefSeq and is a predicted model, not a curated record. The annotation marks the transcript as partial. Gene Ontology annotation, biological process: proton motive force-driven ATP synthesis. The transcript has 5 exons. Lineage: Eukaryota; Metazoa; Chordata; Actinopteri; Synbranchiformes; Synbranchidae. Gene Ontology annotation, molecular function: proton transmembrane transporter activity.